This is a messenger RNA of Ilex paraguariensis (yerba mate), 572 nucleotides long. NCBI's taxonomy places the organism in Eukaryota, Viridiplantae, Streptophyta, Magnoliopsida, Aquifoliales, Aquifoliaceae. The record is from the annotation of a GenBank genome assembly.
CUCUCUCUCUCUCUCUCUCUCCUGUCUGCCAUUAACGACCACCAGUUGCUGUUAUGGAACACGGGUCGUUCCAGGAUCAAUCAGCGUCAACAUUUUCUUUGACGGAUGAGGAUCAUACGCUCGCAAAUUCUCUCAGAUUCACUCUCAAUCAAGAUCCGAGGGUAACAUUCUGUGGGUACAGUAUUCCUCAUCCUUCUGAUGCUAGAGUCAAUAUAAGAGUUCAGACAACUGGUGAUCCAGCAAGUGAGGUAUUGAAAGAUUCGUGCCAGGAUCUGAUGCUGAUGUGCCAGCAUGUUAGAAGCACUUUUGACAAAGCUGUUGCUGAUUUUAGGAAUGCACAAGGUCUCAAGGCCAUGAAGAUUGACCAAUGAUGGAAAUGUCACUCUCAACACCUUACCGUUUUGUGUUUGUUUUGAUACUUAAUAUAGCUGAUGUCGAACGUGUAGAACUCCCAUAAAUUUUUACUUUCCUUGGUUAAUGCUUAUCUUAUAGUGUUUAUGCUUGCAAAACUUUCAAACACAAAGCUCCUUAUGAGAAAAUGCAGGUCCCCCUCCUGAAGCCUGCUGCUACCU